AUGAUCCGGAAAUGCAUUUUAAAGUUAAUUUUUUUUAAUCAAGUUUUGGAUACAGGUAUUCAGUCUAUAAUUGAAAGAUUUGAUAAGCUAUCUGAACAUAACAGUUUGUUUUCGUUCUUAUACAACAUAUCAAUAAUUGAAGAUGAAAAUGAAUUGUUAAAACACUGCAAGGAUCUACAACUUUCUCUUACUUCUAAUAAUGGCCUAAACACAGAUAUUAAUGCUUUAGAAUUACAUCAAGAACUUAUUUCAUUUAAAAGAUGUUCAAGGAAUGAAAAAAGUGAUCCACGCAAGGUUUCGGAGUACAUAUGUAAAAGAAAAAUGGUGGAGCUUUUUCCCAACCUAGUCAAAGCACUUAAGAUUUUACUGACAUUACCUAUAAUUGCAGCCAGUGCCGAAAGAUCAUUUUCAAAAAUGAAGAUUAUGAAAAACUACUUGCGGUCCCAAAUAUGUCAAUUGUGUUUAGUUGGUCUGGCAACUCUUUCAAUUGAAAAAGAUGUAUCAAACAAAUUGGGCAUGGAAGAAAUAGUAGCAGAUUUUGCAGCAUUAAAAGCCAGAAAAAUAAAAAUUAUAAAAAAAGUUAAAAUGUUGGAUUUAUUAUUAUAUCGAUUUUUAAAUUUUUGUAAAGAAAAUUCAUUAUUUUAA
This is a messenger RNA of Cinara cedri, 645 nucleotides long. NCBI's taxonomy places the organism in Eukaryota, Metazoa, Arthropoda, Insecta, Hemiptera, Aphididae. The record is from the annotation of a GenBank genome assembly.